UUUUCUUUUUCUUCUCCUUCUCUUGUCCAGGUUGUAGGACCAAGAGGACCCCCUGGGCCACAAGGGCCUUCAGGUGAACAAGGACCAAGGGGAGAACGCGGAGAUAAAGGGGAAAAGGGUGCUGCUGGCCCACGUGGCAGAGAUGGCGAACCUGGUACACCUGGCAAUCCUGGGCCUUCUGGACCCCCAGGUCCUCCAGGUCCCCCUGGCCUUGGUGGAAACUUUGCUGCUCAGAUGGCUGGAGGAUUUGAUGAGAAAGCAGGUGGUGCUCAGAUGGGAGUGAUGCAAGGACCUAUGGGACCUAUGGGACCACGAGGACCCCCAGGACCUCCAGGAUCUCAUGGCCCUCAAGGAUUUCAAGGCAGCCCUGGUGAACCUGGAGAACCUGGCACUAGUGGUGCAAUGGGACCCCGUGGGCCACCUGGGCCAUCUGGAAAACCUGGUGAUGAUGGCGAAGCUGGCAAACCUGGCAAAUCAGGAGAGCGUGGACUACCUGGGCCUCAGGGUGCCCGAGGUUUCCCUGGGACCCCAGGUCUUCCUGGUGUGAAAGGUCACAGAGGUUAUCCUGGAUUAGAUGGUAUCAAGGGAGAAGCUGGUGCUGCGGGUGCUAAGGGUGAAGCUGGGUCUCCAGGUGAAGCUGGGUCUCCGGGUCCUAUGGGUCCCCGUGGUCUUCCAGGUGAGAGAGGACGCCCUGGCCCAUCUGGUGCUGCUGUAAGUAUCAGCAUUGUUUGA
Molecule: messenger RNA, 732 nt
Organism: Rhineura floridana
Lineage: Eukaryota; Metazoa; Chordata; Lepidosauria; Squamata; Rhineuridae
Product: collagen alpha-1(II) chain-like
Exons: 12
Source: RefSeq, a predicted model, not a curated record